Molecule: messenger RNA, 1417 nt
Organism: Rhopilema esculentum
Lineage: Eukaryota; Metazoa; Cnidaria; Scyphozoa; Rhizostomeae; Rhizostomatidae
Source: RefSeq, a predicted model, not a curated record
GAUUACUGGUCUGAGCGUAGAAGGGGAUUUGAUUUCACCGAUUAUCCAUCUUCGUCUGAUUAAAGAAAAUUCAGAAAAGUCGCGUCAAGAGCAAGAAAGGAUUCUUCAGAAGAUUGUCGAUGAGGCUCUUGAAGAUGGUGUUGCUUUGACAUUGGCUAGAUAUCUCAACGACCAGGAACUUCAUUUACCCUCGGCAAGCAUCCGCAUAACGGUCAACAGUGAACUUUCAUCUGAAGACAUCACUGAGAGUGCGGAAAAAAUCAAACUGGCCGCCAAAAACGUUCUUGUUUAGGCCACUGGAUGUUUUUAGAAUAGAAGAGAAUGCAAGUGUUAUAAACUGAAAGCGGACUUGUCAAUCUAUCGUUGUAUUUGUACCUCUGUCACAUACAUGUUUAAUCUUUUUGCGAGGCUUCUAGUAGAAAUUAGCAUUUACUUUUAAAAUCAUGACUUUGCUUUCCCACUGCUGUAAAAACUCGGAAAAUUUUAGAGAAGCAUGUAAAACAUUUCGACAAAAAGUGUUGGUGUCUCUGCGAUUUACGACCAAAGUAUUUUUUCUUUUGAUUUGGGGAUAGCUGCUGCCUUGCGUCCCUUACGAUUGAUUUUUAAUGAGCGAGCAGAAAUAUUGAAGUUUCCACCGACUAAUUUCCAGCAAGUUAACUUCCAACGAGUUGCGUAAAAGAAGUAGAUUUAUAUCCUUAUUUGAUUCAAUUGGACUGCUUGACUCUAUAAACAAAUAUUGGAUGUGAUAAGACAGGGGUCUUAUUAAGACAUUUUAGCCACCCUUUCACAAAGUUGUAAGUUUUUUACAAUGGUAUUUCUUGAAUACCUGCCAUUUUUCUUGAACUGAAGCGAGUAUAAUGUAGAAAGAGAGCUGCCACCUUUCAAGGAUUAUGGCUCUGGAGAGAAAAUCUAAUUUGUUUAUUUACGUGCUAAAGAUGCCUGCUAUAAAUAGGUUAUUGUUAUUAUGAUGGCUCGUUUAUAAUUUUUGUUGCUUUAGUUUACCCAAAGUCGAAGAAAUUAUUUAUUUUUGCAUAAAAGUUUUUAUUUUAUUUUCUUUACCUAUAUACAUACUCUUUUUUAGAGGAAUUUAAUCAGGAUACGAGCCACAGAAUUUGUCUAAAGUUAAGAAUAAAUUAAGAACAAGCUGAGGCUGAGGUACUGUAAGAAGUGAUAAAGGCCCUUGAAAAUCCCGUUUAAGACGGAGGAGUUGUUUUUUGCCAUUUAUGGGUGACUCUGUGUGACUAUGGGUGUCAGUAAUUUAAUUUACAUUUCUUAUACAAUCAUAGACAGUGUUAUUUAUUUUUGUUAUGCAAAUGUAAUCAAAAUUAUGUAUUUAUCAAUUAUUACUUAGCAUUUGUGAAAUUUAUGUAAAUUAUUUAUAAAAUAGAGUUAUAAUAAAAUCAUAUGAAGAUUAUUA